CUUAAACGAUGUGACCAGAUUGCGUGUUUUUUUCAGCCUGCGUCACAAACUGGUUUUUAUCGUUAAUAUAAAACAGAAAAAAAGCGUCGUGAAGGAAAAGCUGAUUAACGUGAAGCAGAAAGAUUUCUUCCAGGAGGCUGAUUGGCUGCAGCUGGUUUGCUGAUAAUCAGAGGUUAAUUAAAGUGAUGAUGAUGAUGGUGUUUCUCAGCUCGGAUUCAGGGAUGGACUCAGACUCUGUGGAUCUCAGCAGGCUAGGGUUUAGUUCACAUUUACUUCAAGUAAGUGUCACCAGUUUCUCAAAGACUGACCGACAGCUCUGAGGUUGCCAUGUUGAGAAAAACCAGGUCCGCUGCCCUGGUGCUGCUCGUGCUGGUGUCCGGUCACGCGGGCGCGCCCCUGAUCUGUCAUUACUGCCCUCUGCAGGCCGCGGGCGCGCGCUGCAACGUCACGACCGAGUGCCUCGAGCACGAGCGCUGCUCCUGCGGCUGGAGGCGUUACGGCCGCGUGCGCGUGCUCGCCCUGCAGGGCUGCGCGUCCCCGGAGCUCUGCGGAUCGAACCGGACUCUCUCGCGCAAGGGCCUGGAGUAUGACGUCACCUACGCGUGCUGCUCUCGCGAUCUCUGCAACUCCGCCCCGGUCCCGGAGAACCUCCUCCCGCAGCUGCUCGGGAUUACCGACGGUGUCCCGGAUCCGCCGAGCUGCUCUGAGCCCUGACACACACACACACACACACACACACACACACAGACAGAGAGAAACGUUGUCCUGAGUAUCAUCAGCCUGCACAUAAUGGCUUAUUAAUAACUUGAGGAUUUUAUUAAUACCCUUAGCUGGUCUUCAGUCUGGAAACUGAUGCACCUUUUGUAUGAAUAAAGCAAGUUUAAUGAAGUCUCCAUCACUUGAUGUUUGUAGGGUUGUGACCUGAAGAGAUCUUCUCAUCGAUUGAUGGAUGAUUAAACAGAGAUCACUGAUUUUACUCUCUUUCCUUCACUUUUUUAAAUGAAUAUAUUAAUUUCUGUCUUCUGAAUUAGCAGAAAUUUGACUUUAAAGGAACAUUCACCUCAAAGGAAAUGACCUCAUGUUUUACUCUGAAGUCUUCUUCUGUGUGAAUGACUUCCUUCUUUCAGAAGAACAGUCCUUUUAAAACUAUUUUCUAUAAAGAAAAUCAUUAAUGUUUUUUGUGGAAAAGCUAGCUCAGUUAGAUGUUCCCAAAUUCAGGCGCUAUGUUUCUUCUCAUCAAGGGGCAGAGUUUAAGAAAGCUAAU
Molecule: messenger RNA, 1264 nt
Organism: Puntigrus tetrazona (Sumatra barb)
Lineage: Eukaryota; Metazoa; Chordata; Actinopteri; Cypriniformes; Cyprinidae
Product: protein Bouncer-like
Exons: 3
Coding region: 328-714 (128 amino acids)
Source: RefSeq, a predicted model, not a curated record